Molecule: messenger RNA, 1880 nt
Organism: Mollisia scopiformis
Lineage: Eukaryota; Fungi; Ascomycota; Leotiomycetes; Helotiales; Mollisiaceae
Product: Annexin
Exons: 3
Coding region: 423-1781 (452 amino acids)
Cellular component (GO): cytoplasm
Molecular function (GO): calcium ion binding; calcium-dependent phospholipid binding
Source: RefSeq, a predicted model, not a curated record
GACAUUCACACACAUCACCACACGACACUAAACCUAAGUAGCAACAUCCUAUUAAGUAUAUUUCUCCAUUGUUUUUCUCGUCGACCACAUAUUCAGUCCAGUCAAGAUUAUUCAGUCUUCUCUCAGAACAGCUUCUUCAAUUCUUGAUCUAUAAGAGCCAAGCCGCUUGAGGUGGCUGGCGGGCUGUGCAAAAACAGUCCAUCAUCAUCGCUGACCUUGCUACUGUGCCACUCUACCACUCCCAGCCAGUCAGCACUGCCCCUCUAGAUCGCCUGCAAGUCAGGUUGGCGCGCAAUAAAGGUACAAGUUUGCCUUCUUGACGUACGACUGACAUAACCCUUCUUGCUAUCCACCUCGACCUUUAUUAACGUCCCUCAUCUCCCAACUCGUCUGCGGAUAGAAUUGAUUGCAGAAACUUCAGAAUGUCAUACCAACAGCCAGGUUAUGGGUAUAGUACCCCGCCGCCAAGCAAUUCUCCUUAUCCUCAACAACAACCUUACGGCGCGCCACCUGUACAACCUCCCUACGGUCAGCCACCUCCUCAAGGCUAUCAACAGCCCUACGGACAACCUCCACCACCUCAAGGGUACGGACAAGGACCUCAGGGCUACCAACAACCUCCGUACGGGCAGCCCCCACCACAACAAUACUCACCACAAGGACAAUACGGCGCUCCCCCUCCUCAGGGACAGUAUGGAGCUCCUCCGCCUCAGCAAUAUCCUCCCCAGCAGUACGGAUCUCCAGCUCCUCCUGUGGGUGGGUAUGGAGCACCUCCUCCCCAGCAAUACCCCCCUCAACAAUACACACAACCGACUCCUCCAUCAUUGGGCUACGGACCAAUGUUCGCCCCACAGGGAUAUAUGCCAGAUGCAGACGCGGACCUGUUGAGGAAAGCAAUGAAAGGAUUCGGUACAGACGAAAAAACCUUGAUCCGAGUACUCGCAGACAAAGACCCUAUUCAAAUCAAUGCUAUCCGAACAGCAUAUCACAACCGACAUAAACGACACUUGCUGAACGACGUACAAGGUGAAACGAGCGGAUGGUUCGAGGAGGGACUUUGUGCUCUUAUUCGCGGGCCACUACAACAAGAUGUCGUUCUAUUGAGACAAGGAACAGAAGGACCGGGUACAAAAGAGAAGGUCUUGAACGAUGUACUGCUUGGUCGUUCUAAUGCAGAUAUGCGGGCGAUCAAGGAAGCUUUCCAGAAUACAUACAGAACAUCUCUCGAACAUGUCAUAAAGGGCGAGCUAUCUAUGAAGACAGAGCGACAUUUCCUCAUGGUCCUAGCAGCUAACAGGAACGAGGAAAGUGCACCUGUUGUACCUCAACAAAUUGAUCAGGAUGUCAUGGACAUCUACAGGGCAACUGAGGGGAAAGUUGGUACAGAUGAACUGCUUGUUUGCAGUAUCUUGAGCCAGAGAAGCGACAGGCAGAUUGGGGCAAUUGCACAUACAUACAAGCAGAAAUUUACUCGGGAUCUGGAAACUGUCAUUAAGAAGGAAUUCUCAGGCCACAUGGAACUGGCUCUCCUGCAACAACUCCGCACAGGUACCGAUAGAGCUAUGCGUGAUGCUCUCCUUCUCGAGGAUGCUAUGGCAGGCAUGGGCACAGAAGAUAGACUGUUGGUCAACCGUGUUGUGCGCAUGCAUUGGGACCGUAAUCAUAUGAUGCAAGUCAAGGGUGCUUAUCAGCAUCGUUUCCACAAGAGUGUUACACACAGGAUCCGUGGGGAGACAAGUGGUGAUUAUGAGAGGUUGAUGUGUGCCUGUUUUGGCGAGUAGGCUGAUUUGGGGGUGGGUAACGAGACUGGAUAGAUGGGUUGUAUGAAGUAUUACGGCAGUAGGAUAGUCUUUUGAUACUAAGUAUUGUUAAUGUUUUAC